Symbiodinium necroappetens is the source of this 2724-nucleotide messenger RNA. The record is from the annotation of a GenBank genome assembly. Lineage: Eukaryota; Dinophyceae; Suessiales; Symbiodiniaceae.
AUGACUGUGGAGUGCUGGCUGCAUGGCAUCCAUGUCUUGGAGUAUCGAAAAGACGCUGUCCGCCGUGGCCAGCGGGGAGUCAAAGCAUGGACCUCAGGCUCUGACCCACUUCCCGCAGAUGGCGUGGCGCGGCGGAAUGCCCUGGAACAUCUCGUGCAACGUGUCGCCGAAGCUCAUCCACCGUCUAUGCAACAGGACCUUGGUGAGUGGAGCAACGACUUGCAAGGUUUGCGCAGGAACAGCACAGCACAGCAGCUUUUUUUGUGCAAAGACUGCAUCGAGUGGAGGGCAUCCAGGCCUCACGUGCUGGCUGCGUUGCUUCUGGCCGACGUCCACUGGGCGCCUGUCAAGCCCAGGCACGGUCUUGGUCAGAAUGAUCCCAGCCACAUCGUUUUGGUGGCACCACGUUUCACCAAGUCCGUCCACCGGACCUCCAGGAACGGCGUGCAGGUAUGGUUCUUGUGCGUCAAAGGCGCUACCAGUACGGUUCUGCAGCACUUCCUUUUUCAACUGGGUCGACGUGGUGCCUUGCGUUGGGAGCUUCCGGACAGCUUUAAGAUCUCGCGAGACUGCCAAGGACAAGGUGGUCAAGGAGCUGUUUUUUCGGGCAUUACACUGCUGCCAACAGAAGCUGAUGGCAUCAACGUCUUGCAGGACGCAAAGGACUUUAUGCAACUUCAGCAUGUCCACGACUUCGCGGCGGUGGCAGCAAAAGUCUGGACCAAAGCGAGCCACGACGAUGUAGUCAAAAAGGAAGCUCAGUUCAUGCAAGCGGCCGCUGGUCAUCCGAACGUUAGCACCCUCUUGGGGAUUUUUGCAGCUUCCGUCCGAGGCUCGGAGGAAGCCCGUCCAGAGAUCCGUUGGGUGAUGGUCAUGGAGCUCUACUCAGGGGGCGAUGUGCACGAACAUGCAACCUCCUCGAAGAUCAACAGGCAAAGCCUGACCGAAAUCAUCCUGGGCACUACUGCAGCUCUCACGCACCUGCAUGCCCUGAAGAUCGUGCAUCGAGAUGUGAAGGCCGAGAACAUCGUUGUCCGGGACGACCACUGCGUCCUAAUUGACUAUGGGAUCGCAGCUUAUGUUCACGACACCCGGGCCAUGCGGGAAUGCGUGGGCUCACCAGGCUACGCCGCGCCCGAGGUCGUGACUGGGUCGGAGUACAACGAGAAGGUGGACAUCUUUUCGCUGGGUGUUCUUCUGCAUUUCCUUAUCUUCAAGACGCUUCCGUUCCGGGGAGCCGGCACCAAGGAAAUUUUGGAAGAGACUGCUCGAUGUAUUCUGCGACUGCCCUCGCUGCCCACAGACGAAGUGUUCCUCAAGUACGUCGAUAUGAUGAAAAUGCUUCUUGAGAAGAGGCCGAAGGAUCGACCAUCCGCGUUGGAAUGCUUUCACCUCACCAAAGACAUCAUCGGUCCUUGUUGUGAGGCAUGGCCGGCUUUUCAGAUUUCCAUGGCCGCCAUGGUGAAGCAAGGCGCUGUGAAGGAUCCUCAAGAUCCCCGGAUCAACCACUUCAUGCAUGGCUCCGAAACCGGAGGACCUGUUCAGCCUGCGCAGCAUUCGGAUAUGAGCAGUGUGACGCGGGUUCUACAAAGCGUUGCUAGGAGAGCACACGACAGCUCCACCCACCUCGUUCUCAGGAUUUCCACGAAUGUGGCCCGAGGAAUGCGGCACGUUCCGGAGGUCUUCCGAAACGUCGGCAACAGCAUCCAGAUGAGCCCCGUUGUUAGCGAGAGCCUGCGUCUCCGGUCCAGGAUCUUCUCCAACGCUUCGAGCCAAAGAUCCUCCACCGAGCGCUCCGUGGACAGUGUCGUGGCAGGGGCAGUGCAGUCAGAUGUGCAGGUGGUCCGACACAGCCAGUCAGAGGUGGUCGAUCGCCGUCGCAGUGGCAGUGGAAGUGACACUCCGGCUUCGAGGGCGGCCCCGCGCCGACGAGCUUCUUCGGCAGCGGAAGCCUCCUCCCCGGCGGCCGUGGCGAGCUUGGUGCCCGAACGGCGGGCGCUCGAGCGAUCGGCAUCCUCCUCGGAGGACUCUGUCCGAAUUGGACAUGACGGCCCAUCACCUCCGCAGCUGGAAUAUGAGCUGAUAAACUCACCGAUGAACUCGCCAGAGGGUUCCGUGGAGGUUAUGCACUAUUCGCAGCAAGAGGGCGCUGUUCCCCUUCCAAGAGAAAUACCUAGCAUGCUGGAGCCGCACCAAUCUGAGGCUCAUUCCCAGAUCGUUCGUUCAGCACCACCACCUGCACGAUCGCCACAGGGAGCUGAUUGUGUGGCACGUCUCAGUGAUCCGGUAUACCCGGCGCCGCCAGCAUCGCCUUCCUCGUCGACUUCAAAGCGUGGUCGGAAGAGCACCACGAGCGCGAGGUCGAUGUCCCGCGGCCUGGUAGACGGCGUGCGACGUUCCCUCUCGGCGGUCAGCAGAGUGUUCAGGAAAAGCCUGUCAUCUUUGCCGCCCAUCGCAGCUGCUGAGAUGCAGGAGCAUGGUUCAGGCGAGCCGGAGGUCAUGCCGAGGCGGGCAACGGAUGGAGCGACAUACCCCGCACAGGCACCAACCACACCGACGUCUUCGGCCUAUCACCCCCGAGCCAGCCUGGAGGUACCAGCCCCAGCGCCAGCCAGUCAGCAGGCACCCUCGCCGCCUUUGCGACCCCGUCACAGGGCGGCUCCACCGGCAUGUCGUAAUCGGAAUAUGCGUCCAGCAGGAAGUCCUCAGCCAAGCGCCGAUUGA